This is a messenger RNA of Effrenium voratum, 1143 nucleotides long. Lineage: Eukaryota; Dinophyceae; Suessiales; Symbiodiniaceae. The record is from the annotation of a GenBank genome assembly.
AUGAAAGCGGCCAGCACUCGUCUCAGAGCCGCCGAGAUCAUUGACAUUGCUUUUCUGGAUCGCAUCCGACUGCCACCGAGAUCAUUGACAUUGCAGCAGUCGCGGCUCAUGCAGGCCGAGAAGACAAAUGUCAGGGAGAGGUACUUUGAGCAUCAGAGUGAAAUUGUGAUCUCCAGGAUGCGCAUGCAUGUGUUCCUUGUAGGCCUGGAAGCGAACCUGGCUUUGGUGCGGAAGGAAGUGGAGCAGCGAGUGAGCAAACAGGCAGUAUUGGAGGAGCACUCCGCUGGCCUGCAGCGGCAACUAGAUCACGCGUUGGCCGAGAAGGUGAAGUCGGAGGCUUGGAUCAGCAGCCAGCACGUCGAGAUCUUGACGCUGCAGCAGCUUCAUGGAGAGCUCCAGGCGGAGAAGGCGCACAGCCAGUCAGUGACGCAAAAGAUGGACGGCCUGGAGAUCGAGCUGGCAAGAUACCACAAGGAGAAGGAAGAGCUGGACCAAAUGGUUGGCUCGCUCCACGCAGAGUGCGCCAAAGUGCGCGCGCAGCGAGACUCGGCGAUGGCGGAGGUGCCACACCUGAAGGCUUCACUCCAACAGCAAGAGACGCUGUUGCGAGACCAGGAAGCGCAGGUUGUUGCCCUUCAGCAUCGGCUGAAAAUGCUGCAAGAUGCAAAUGGGGCGCUGAACAAAGAGGCCAAGCGCCUUGCGCUUUGCCUGGAGCGCUGCCAGGAGGAAGGCGCUCAAGCCGCGCAGGCUGCUGCGUCGUUGCGGGCCGAGAAGGCACAGCUCCUGCAGGCAUUGCAGAGGCUAGAGCACAUCAAGGCCCAGAGUGAUGCAUGCUACCAGUCUGCUAACAAUGAGUCGGGUGUGUUACAGGCGCGCUGCCAGCAGAUGCAUUCGGAAAGAGAACAGCUGCAAAUUCGACUGCAGCAGUCAGCCUCAGAGAACUCAGCCCUGAGGAGCCGAGUCGUUGGAUUGGAGAAGAUGGUGCAUGACGAUGCGGCAGAGUUGCAAGCCCUGCAACAGAAGGUUUUGGGCUUGCAAGGGGAGAAGGCUCAGAUGGAGCAGAUGCACGAGUCGCAGAUGCACAAGUCCAGCUCGACAAACCACUUGUCCGGGGUGCCACAUUCACAAGGUCCUGCUCUUUGA